Messenger RNA from Oryza brachyantha (malo sina), 1351 nucleotides. RefSeq names its product protein BIG GRAIN 1. The record is from RefSeq and is a predicted model, not a curated record. The transcript has a single exon. Gene Ontology annotation, biological process: auxin-activated signaling pathway. Lineage: Eukaryota; Viridiplantae; Streptophyta; Magnoliopsida; Poales; Poaceae. The coding region runs from base 144 to 1079 and encodes 311 amino acids.
UCCUCCCACCUUUCCCCAACACGUACCGUCUCAGCCGAGCUCCUCCUGCUCCACGCCCACCGGCUCGGCAGAGCACUGCACUGCACUGCCAUUUCACCGAGGCCUGCUUCUUGCAUUGGGAGCUGCUCAAGGCUUCGCUCUUGAUGGAGAGGUGGGCGGUGCCCAAGGGGACGGCUGGUCCGGCGAGGCGGUACGGCGCCGACCAGCCGUCGUUCUCGUCCACGCUGCUCGACGCGAUAUACAAGUCGAUGGACGAGCCGGGCCACGGUGACGCUGGGGUGGAGGCGGUGGCAGCAGCUGCGGCUGCUUCCGCCGCUAAGAAGCAGCACGAGGCCUUGCACUAUGGUUACUACUACAAGCCGUCGCUGGCGGGGAGCUACCGGGCGCGCGCGCCGGGCCCGCACGCCACGACGUCGAGCUCGUCGGAGUGUUCCAGCUAUGGUGGGUUCUCGUCGUCCGAGGCGGAGUCGUCGCACCACCGACGCCUCCGCCCCAUCCGUACGACUGUACCCGGUGGGGCGCCGGCGCCCGCGCCGGAGAAGAAGACCAAGAAACCGGGGGCAUCCAUCCGGGCCAAGCUCAGGGACCUCCGCAAGCCGGCUUCCCCCGGCGCGCGCCUGGCCGGCUUCCUCAACUCCAUCUUCGCCGGGAAACGCGCGCCGGCCACGCCGCCCUCGGCCGCGGCCGGUGGCGAGUCCGCGUGCUCGACGGCGUCGUCCUACUCCCGCUCCUGCCUGAGCAAGACGCCGUCGACGCGGGGGCAGGCGAAGCGCACCGUGCGGUUCUUGGACAGCGACACCGAGUCCCUCGCGUCGUCGACGGUGGUCGACCGCCGAAGGGUGCCCGUGGAGGCGGUGCAGCAGAUGCUGCUCCAGCGGAUGGAGAUGGAGAGCGACGAGGACGACGACGAGAGCAGCGACGCGAGCUCCGACCUCUUCGAGCUCGAGAACUUCGCCGCCAUUGCUCCCGCCGGCGCCGCGUACCGUGACGAGCUGCCGGUGUACGAGACGACCAGAGUGGCGCUGAAUCGCGCCAUUGGCCAUGGGUAUGGCCAUGGACGGAGCGCUAGAGUUGUCUGAUUAUUUUGCUUGGAAUCAAACCGGCCGGGAGGGGUAACUGUAAAAUGGCGGUGUAGUAACUGUAAAAUGCAAUUAGUUUGGGAUAAGUGUUCUUCCUUUCCUUUUUGAUCUCUGGUGUUUUCUUAGAGAUUUCCUAUUGUUCUGAAGGUGAUGUGUUCAAUGUGUUCUUAGGGUAGUUUUAACCGUGGUAAAUCAGCAGUAACAUGGUUAGGUUCUCAUGACGUGUCUCUUUUCCCUCUGUUUUUCUCCCGGUUUAUAAAGCAAACGCUCAG